Molecule: messenger RNA, 396 nt
Organism: Capsicum annuum
Lineage: Eukaryota; Viridiplantae; Streptophyta; Magnoliopsida; Solanales; Solanaceae
Product: putative B3 domain-containing protein Os04g0347400
Exons: 2
Coding region: 17-337 (106 amino acids)
Molecular function (GO): DNA binding
Source: RefSeq, a predicted model, not a curated record
AAAGAAAACAGUGAGAAUGAGAAACAGUAAGGGAGAUGAUAGCCUUUGCUUCUACAAGAUUUUGUUUGAUCCGGAAAUUGAAGAACUGAGAAUUCCAUCUGAUUUUGUGAAGCAUAUAACAGAAGAAGCAAUAGAGAUAGCAUUUUUGGUAGGGUCUUGCGGAAAGUAUUGGAACGUAGAACUGGUGCAGAAUGAAGAUGGGAUGUUCUUUCAUGGUGGCUGGAAGAACUUUAUGAUGGAACAACAUUUUGAAGGAGGUGAGCUUUUGCUUUUCAAUUAUGAUGGAAAGAUGACAUUUCAUGUACGCAUUUUUGACAAAAAUGGAUUGGAGAGAUAAUUGACAUAAAUCAAAUCAUUGUGAAAAGAGAGUUGUACUAUGGCUAUUAAAGGUCAAAG